UUGUGACUUGUUCAAAAUUGUUUACAUUGAUCAAUACAAAUUAAUUAUUUAACGUUUUAAUGAUAAUUACUUAACUUAUUAAGUUCAUAAAAAAGUACAACUAAAAGUGAUUAAUAUGGAUCUCAAGCUGUGCCGCUUAUGUGGAGAAACAGUCGGAAACGUAAAUGUUUUUGAUACCGACCAAAGUGGUGUCUCGAUAUGUUCAAAAAUCAUGCAUUGCUGCUCCAAAAUCAAAAUAGAAAAUUAUGAUGGACUGCCUUCUGUUAUUUGCGUCUGCUGUGAACAAAAUUUGGCUACAGCUUACCGAUUUAUAUUGAAAUGCGAGGCCACUGAUAAGACUCUGCGGUCUCAAUAUUUGGAAUCCAAACACAACACUGUAUUGACUAAAAUAGAAAUAAAAUCUGAAGAUUAUGAAUUUAAUAAUAGUGAUCAUGACCUGUCUAUGAAUUACAACUCGUAUGAUGAAUUAGAUGUGCCUCUUGCAGUUGUAAGCAAAAGAAUAAAACUGGAAAAUACAAAAUCAUGUAAAAACAAAAGUAAAGGUUUUCCAAAACGUAAAAAGAAAAGAAAUAAACAGAAAGGUCCUGAGAACUGUUCCGUGUGUGGAAAGGAAUUCGCUAACCCUUCCACACUGUUAAUUCACAUGCGAUCUCAUACUAAUGAAAAGCCCUACCAAUGCGAAUUCUGUGAUAAAAGAUACAAAAAUGCGGGUAGUCUAAAAAGACAUUCAGUCAGAAAUCACAUGAAAAUAAGAGCCAGGAGAUUUAUCUGUGAGAGUUGUGGCAAAGGGUUCUACACAAAGACAGAUAUAAUAAUCCAUUUGCGGACGCAUACAGGGGAAACUCCGUAUUCCUGCUCAGAGUGCCAGGCUGUGUUCACCCAGCUGAGCUCGUUGAUAAGGCAUAAAAAGAAUCAUCUAGGAGAAAAAACAGAAGCUUGUGAUGUAUGCUACAAAAAGUUCAUUACAAAAGACUCACUAAGAAGACACCAAAUGGUUCAUACUAGCAGUAAACAAUAUUCAUGUAAUAUUUGCCUAGGAAUAUUUAAGUAUAAACAAAACCUCACCAAACAUUACAAGGUCCACUCUGAACCGAAUAGUUUUGUAUGUAAUCAUUGUGGCCGUACAUUUAAUUCGAAAGGGAACCUUAAGACUCAUAUGGACAGACUACACUCGGAAAAGUCUGGUUACUGCAAUACAUGCUCUAAGAUUGUUUCAAACCUUGAGGUGCAUAUGUGGAAGCACACUGGAGAAAGGCCACUCAAAUGUGAACUUUGCACUAGAAGUUUUUGUGAAGUGAGAGCGCUUGCCCACCACAUGAACUUCCGUCACAAUAAGACUGAUAAAUUCAAAUGCACAGUUGAAGGCUGUCUAUGUGGCUUCCCAUCCCGCCCAAUGCUCGAAUAUCACAUUGCCAAAGUACAUGAAAGUUGCUUUAAAUAUCCAUGUGACAAGUGCUCCAGAGGUUUCUACAGAAAAAAUGAUUUGGUCAGGCACAAAAUAGGAACUCACAAGGAAAAGUUGAUGUAGUUAUGAUUUCUUGUAUUUGUUUAAAGAAACAAUAAAAUUCCAAAAUAAAAAUGUACCUAUUAUUAUUUUUCACCUAAUCAUGUACAUAAAGGUCUCAUAAAGUACUACACCAUUACCACAGUACCACUACCGUGACUACACCCUGUAUUUUAGGUUCUCAAAAUAUGACAUCCAACAAUACAUUGUAAGUUUAAUUAGGAAAUGUAAAAUUUAUUGUAGUGUAGGAUCUAACUUUGCUUUAUUCCCAUUGUACACACCAAGUUUGUUGUAAUGUAAUGCUGUUUUGGCGAUCAUAUGCGUAGAUCGUAUUAGCACCAAACUACUGAUUUUCAUGAGCAAGCCCCCUAUUGAUAAUAAUUUGUAUAAUGAAAAUAAAACAAAAUUAUACUAUACAAUAAUAUUUAUUUAGUGCUGAUGAAUAUCAUGAUCAAAAAAUAAACCAUAUCACAGUCCACCACAGAACUAAAGAACAGAAUCAAUAGAAAGAGAAAGAAACAUUGAGUACUUCUAUACAAAUGAUACUUUGUAUUGUUGAUUAGUUUAAAGGUGAAAUUUAUAGACAAUUAAUAAUAUAAAUGGUUCAAUAUAACAGUAAUUCCAUAAUAACAUCAUCAUGGACUGCUUAAUAAUUAUUUUUAUUACAUUCAAAAAUGUAUUUAUGUCCUUCAUAGUCAUUUCAUUUAUUAAUUUAUUAUAAUAUUAUCAACACAAUAUCCUGCAUGUUUUGUACAAAAACAAUAGUGUUACCUUAUUACAAUAUUUAUAGUAAUAAAUACAUUGCAUUCUAGUCCAUUAUUUACAUGGAAUCUAUAUAACAUUUUGUAUGUAAAUAAAAAUAAAAAAUUGCACAUGUUACAAUCAGAUUUUUGAUCCAGUCAAAAUGUAUAAUCGAUAGUUUAACCUAAAUAAAUAAAUCAUACGCAAACAUCAUAAAUUAUUCAAUCAUCAGUCAACAGAUUAUACUAUCUAAUUACAUCAACAUUUAUAAUAGUUACAAACAGACGCAAUUGUGUAUAGUGUUACAGGACAACAAUCACAAAGACAGGACAAACUAUCUGUAAUACCGAUUAGGCCGUCGGACUCGCGUUGAUCCCGUAGUGACUUCCUAACUAUGUACAAUACCACAUUAGUUGACCAACAUAACAACAAGAAUUCUGGUAAAUUCAGAGCUGAUGCUCUGGCGUCGCAUCACAACCGACACUUCGUCACAAUCCCGUGAUAUUUCUCUACAUGGUACACACUGGCAAACUACAGCUAAGCAUGUGGUUUGUGUCAUUUAAAAACAAUUUCUUGUAGCCCUAUUUCAUUAUUACUAAACUAAACCGAAGAAAUGAAAUGUUAGCACCAGAGAAAUUUAUGUUCAUGUGUAGUUUAAUAGUAUUUUUCGAUUGGCCGAGUCGAAUCGAGUUGUGUCGUUGUCACCGAUUUUUAGUUCAUGUUAUAAAUUAACAAUACUUAUAAAUAUGUAUUUACAUUAACAUUAGCGUUUGUUACAACCAAAUUUGAAUAACUAUUAUGUAUAUUAAUGAAUCCUAAAUGGUCAGACGAAUUUAGCUUACAACCUCCAAUAAUUAAUUUGUAUUUUAGGUUAAAUUAAGGCAACAUUUCUCUAGCUCUCAUUUCUUUGUCAAAAUAAGUAUACAUACAAUACAUACAUCUAUUAAAAGUUAACCAUAUCAACACCCAUACUUUAUAGAAAGCAGUGAUUUAAAUAUGCGUUUUGAUAAUUUAAAUGUAAAAACUCAGGGCUAGAUAAUUUGUAUAGAGUAUAUUUCAGAGAAAUCCCAUUCGUAAGACAUAGAUCUAUUGGAUUUCAAAACGAAAUCACUGCUAAUAAAUUCAUAAUAUCUAUAACAAUAUAAAAACAUAUCAUAAAUUAAAACAUUCUUAAAAUAACAUGCACAUUGCAAACCAGCUCCCUAAAUAUUGGCAGUAGCAGUCUAUAUUGCUAUUUUAUUUUUUCCCUGGUACUGUCCACGCAUACAAGCAUAUAAAUUUCGUUGUCAGUGAACUACUAGCCUUAACGUGGAAGAUACAUUAUUGUGAAUUUCAUUAAAAAAUACAAGUAAACAUGUCAUAGAAUUAAUUUAAAUUGCUUCACUUUUGAGACAGUAUAAUAUAAUAUGUGCAGUAUAAUGCAAACAUUGUCCAUGUAUAUGAAUAAAUAGAAAAAUAAUCUAUUUAA
This is a messenger RNA of Ostrinia nubilalis (European corn borer), 3713 nucleotides long. Its product is annotated as zinc finger protein OZF-like. The record is from RefSeq and is a predicted model, not a curated record. NCBI's taxonomy places the organism in Eukaryota, Metazoa, Arthropoda, Insecta, Lepidoptera, Crambidae. Gene Ontology annotation, cellular component: nucleus. Gene Ontology annotation, molecular function: zinc ion binding. Gene Ontology annotation, biological process: regulation of gene expression. The transcript has a single exon. The coding region runs from base 116 to 1528 and encodes 470 amino acids.